Molecule: messenger RNA, 4412 nt
Organism: Chara braunii
Lineage: Eukaryota; Viridiplantae; Streptophyta; Charophyceae; Charales; Characeae
Source: the annotation of a GenBank genome assembly
CGAGUCAACUGGCAGAAGGGCGGGCUGGGGGGAGGGGGGUGGGAAAAAAAGAGAAUUGAGGGGACGGGGGGGAAGGUGAGGAAGGAAGGAGGGAGGGGAUAAAGGAACGGAGAACAGGAAGGGAGCAAAAGAUGGCGGCAAAUCCAAAUACGUGGAAUUCGCCAUCAUCAGAGUACACUACCGUGAGAGUGUCCAAUGUUCCAUACAAUGCGCAAGCGAAUGAUGUCGUAGCCUUGUUUCAACGACAUUUGCCGUCAGAUGUUGUGCGGUGUGAGAUAGUAACUAAGAAGGAGGGUUCUUCUACGGCGAAAUCUACAGGGCGGGCGUGGGUGACCUUCAAGACAAGAAGGGCCGCCGACAGGGCCAUUUCCUUGGCCGGCAGUCGGCUUCUGCAACUUAGGGGCCGAACUCUGCGCGUCGAGGCCUCUCAGCGUCAUGCUGUAAGAGAGGCAAAGCAUGAACCUGUGACCAUCCCGACAACCACCGUCAGAGUAGGAUCCCUCUUGAGGGAGGAUGCGUUUGAGGUGGAGUGGUCGGUGCAUGACCAGGGAGCGGAGAUGUGCUUUGACUUUGAAAGCCACAAGCUUCUCCUCAGAUUGCCAGCUAGGGCCACAUGGAUCAACGAUGGGUCAGCUAAACUCUCCAGCUUCCUUAGGUCCAUACGUCUGUUCGGUCGAGAUGGACUGCAAGCACCCGAGGGAGGGGGAGGAGGAGGAGGAGGAGGAGGAGGAAGUGAGCAUGCGGGCAAAACCAAGUACAUGCAGGAACUGAAGUUAGAGUUCCGGUUUGGGGACUUGAUCCGUGUUGACCGAAUCGCGAAAGAAGACCGCUCUGCGGCCUUGGUACCCAUGGUCAUGUUUGAGUGCUGGAUUCCCCCUUCUGUGUACGUACAUCUAGAACGCGCAAAAGGUGGGCAAGAUGGGGAGUGGGAGGAGGAGGAGGACAUGGAGCUGAGCCCUUUUGUUUGGUGCAGCGACCCGCUCAUGUACAAUGACAGAAAUAAGUCACUCGACGAGGAUGUGAAGUGGACGAGGACUGUUGAUCUGACGUCGAAUGGGAGCAUCGGGCGAUGUCUGGUUUACCAGGUCAUUUUCCCGGCGACUUUGGAGGCCCGGCGCCUCCUAGGCACUGCCUUGCAAAGACUCCAAGACUUCCUCCCCGCAAAAGAUCAUGCCUCGGGGAGGGAGGUCACAGUCUCCGUCGCGCGGAACGCGAUGACGGGGUUCCGCGAACCCGGGGAUGCCACUGCGCCCUCGGGCAUCGUGACCACUCUGCCCACUCCUCCGGAAAUCCCCUAUGAAAUCAUGUUUGCAGUCAACCGUCUCGUCCACAAUGACAUCGUUUGCGCUCAGAACCUGUCGCACGAGUUUUAUCGACUUUUGCAUCCUUCCACAACACCAAAGGCGCGCGCUUUGGCCGCACUUCUGUCCAUGUAUGGUGCCGGGCAAGGCGAGGAGAGAAUCUAUGAUCCCACAGCCUGGCUCAGAACAGAGCUGGAGCUCCUCUCGACUAUCCGAUUCCUGAGCGAAGAGGAUCCCAACCCUGUGGGACAGCAACUGAUGAACAUCAGGCGUUUGAUGGUGACACCAACAAAAAUAUAUUGCGAAGGUCCUGAACUUGAAGUGUCUAAUCGGGUUACACGCAGGUUCCCUGGGAAAUUGUCGCAUUUUCUGAGGGUAACGUUUUGUGAUGAGUCAUUUCAGCGCAUAUCUGCCUGGGAUCUUCAGUCCCAGCUCCCGGACCCGGACUUUAUGAGCAUGUUCUCAUUCUCAAAAUCCCUUUCGCCGUCUCCAGUUCACGAUCGCAUUCGCAAAUUUCUGCGUAAUGGGGUGGAGAUAGGGGGGCGUAAGUUCGAAUUCCUUGCAUUUUCGGCGAGUCAGUUGCGUGAGCAAUCGGUAUGGUUCUUCGCUCCAGACGGAGAAACGACACCUGACAGCUUCCGCCGAUGGAUGGGCGAUUUUUCAAACUUUCGAAAUACGGCCAAGUGUGCAGCCCGGAUGGGCCAGUGCUUCUCGUCAACAACGAAAACUCUACCCGUGCUCAACCAUGAAUUGCGCACGAUCCCCGAUGUGACAACUCGUGCUUUCGAUGGAGUAGAGUACUGUUUCUCUGACGGAAUCGGAAUUAUCUCUCAGGAGUUUGCGAGGGAAGUUGCCGCUCACGUAGGGAUCGCCAAACCUCAUCGACAGAAUCAAAUGUGCCCCUCCGCCUUCCAGAUCCGUUACGGGGGUUGCAAGGGUGUUGUGGCUGUGGACCCCAGUGCAAGACACAAGCUGUCACUGCGACCCAGCAUGAUGAAGUUCCAAUCGGAGCAUCGUGACCUGGAGGUGAUAGCGUGGUCAAAGUUUCAGCCCUGCUUUCUUAACCGCCAGAUCAUCACUUUGCUGUCCACAUUGCGUGUACCUGACGAGGCAUUUACCCGUCUGCAAGAGAGAAUGGUGUCUCGUCUCAACGCCAUGCUGGACGACCCGCUAGCCGCAGAAGCCGCGCUGAGAACGAUGAGUGCGGGAGAUACGCAUCACUUGAUCGUCCGCAUGCUUCGUUCCGGUUUCCAUCCGAAGACGGAGCCCCACUUGCAGGUGAUGCUGGCAGCCUUCCGGGCUGCUCACCUUUUGGAGAUUCAGCAGAAAGCGCGUAUUUUCGUUAGGAAGGGGCGGUGCAUGAUUGGUUGCCUGGACGAGACGGGAACACUGGAGUAUGGCCAAGUGUUCGUCAAGCUUACGUGUACUGCUUAUGAUGUCGAUCUCGCGGAUAGCAUGUGCAGGGAUUACCUUCAGAACGGAAGGGAGCUUGGCCGGUAUGGCACAAUGCAAGGCGUCCAUGCAGUCCUUAAGGGGGUGGUGGCUGUCGCGAAGAACCCGUGCCUGCAUCCCGGAGAUGUACGUGUGUUGAAGGCCGUCGAUGUUCCGGCUUUGCAUCACAUGAUAGACUGUGUGGUUUUCCCACGAAAAGGCCCUCGUCCACACCCGAAUGAGUGUUCAGGGAGCGAUCUUGAUGGUGAUGUAUACACAGUAAUUUGGGAUGACCAUCUCAUUCCACCAUCGCGAACCUCGGCAUUGCCUAUGGACUAUGUUGCCGCGCCCGCAGAGGAGCUGUCCCGCCCUGUUACGAUGGAGGAUCUCCAAGUAUUCUUCGUCAACCAUAUGCUUAGCGACAACCUUGGUAUAAUCUCCAACGCACAUGUGGCACACGCUGACAGCAGUCCGUUGAAGACCCACGACCCGAAAUGCAUCGAGCUUGCUAAGCUCUUUUCUGUGGCAGUCGACUAUCCCAAGACAGGAGUACCUGCUGUAAUGCCAAGAACCCUUAGGCCCACAGAAUAUCCUGAUUUCAUGGAGAAGGGGGGCAAGAAGACUACGUACACAUCCCGUAACGUUUUGGGGAUACUGUACAGAAGCGCAAAGGUGGGACAUUCGGAGGUGACUCCGGCAGCAUUAAGGUUGCAUAGGGAGGAUAUCGAACGGUUAUACGACAAAGACCUGGAAUACGGCGACUUCAGCCUGCUGCUCGGGGAAGCGUGGGAGUGCAAGCGUGCCUACAACAUCCGGUUGGUGGGACUGAUGAACCAGUACCGCAUCACGAGCGAAGCGGAACUGGUGACGGGACAUGUGCUCAAGUUUUCGCGCUUUUACCAGCGCAAGCAGCAGGAGGUGAAGGAUAGGGUGCGGACGGCGUACUCGGCAAUCCGCAAAGCUGCGCGACAAUGGUUUGAGCAAGGGUACAACCUUGUCGGCAACCCAGCCGACGCUUCUUCCGCGGAAGAUGCUUCUCUUGGCCAUGGCGGCGAGUCAAAUCUGGACAGCAUCGAACUCGAAGGGGAAGAGGAAGACUACGAUUAUGAUACUGGUGAGGAGGAGCUGGGCAGGCCAUCUGGGGGAAGAAACCUGACCGACGAUCUGACGCGAGCCUCAGCAUGGUAUCAUGUCACAUACCAUCCUGAUUGGAUAGAUAGGGGAAAGAAGGAGGGGUAUAAGGGUAUACCCCUAUUAAGCUUUGCCUGGGUUGCCGCAAAGGAGCUAGGGCUGCUGAAGACUGGCUUGCACAGCUCCGUCCGGAGAAGAAUCUAAGGCUUAAACCACCAGUUCAACCGAGCCUCUGUUUGCCGACUCGAAGACUCGGAGGUGGAUAAUUCCCCCCGUGCGCCAAGCUGUGGUGAAACGGCAGCAUGUCACUUUUUCUUCUCUUUCGGCUGGCGCCACCAGCCAUUUUGGUCCGGCAGGCGGAGCCACCAAAAUUUCCGGAUUCGCUCAAUUUCCACGCUGAAGUUUCCUGCGCAAUGUACUGGCAGUUUAAACCAGAGUACCCACCUCGGCUACCCUGUGCGCAUCUUCCAGCUAAUACAAGGCGGCAGAAAGGCUCAGCCUACCAGACCAAAUGGCUGGCAGCACGCAGUAUAGGCCAAAGACCCGGAA